AUGGCGGAACGCGUCCCUCUUGGCUCAGGCGCUAAUCAAAACCGAGUUUUCAUUGACCUGACCGGUGACACUGAGCCAGACGACUCUACGACAAAGAAUUUGGUUCAAGCGAAACUGCCAUUUGUGACUGCUUUAGCGUAUCGUUCUCCAACGGUUCCGCUCAAAAGAAAGAGCUUAGACCCAUCCACGUCUGAGGAUCUCUCAGACUCUACGUCAAGUGAUGUACCUCACAAAUUUGCCCGGCGUAAGCGGCUAUCGCAUGCGCAUCCAGAUGCGGAGCCAUUCACACCUAGCCCUCCGUCAAGUCUGAAGCCAUCCCUGUCCCAAAUCAGUGUGGUUGUUCCGUCGCCAACUUUAAAACAAAGGCGAGAAAUUGCGAUUAUGAAUCGCAGCUCAAACGUUAAUGGAAUGGACAAUGACAUAUUUCCUACCACCGAUGAAGAGGAUCGAGUCGCCAAGGCAGCCUAUCCUACCACACGACCUAGAGUCAACCGUCGCUCCAUCCCAUUGUCAUUUAAAUCACCCGUGACUCUUAAUCUCCCCUCGCAUGUGGCAAAGUCGAAAGAUCAUCUUUUGAAGCUUCGCCAUACUUUAGAUGAAAAGCUCAAAAGAAUCGAUGGGCCUCCAGUCACUCCCAUUGUCGAGUCUCCAAUGCUUUUGGCAAAACUGGCGGAUAACUUUGAGUUUGUCAACAGUUACCAAUAUCGUGCAGGUGUUGAACGAAUCCCUGACGAUUCAGACUUCAAUAUCGGUUGUGCAUGCCCGGAAGGUCCCGGCUGCAACCCUGUUGAUUGUGACUGCCUAAGCAAAGAAGAAGAUUCGGAGGAUCGUAUUGUGCCAUAUCAGAUUAGUGGAAGCAAUUCCCAACUGAUCGUUGCGACCAAAAAGUUCCUUGAUAGAAAGGCCAUCAUCUACGAGUGCAACUCCCGUUGUGGAUGCACCAGUCGACAAUGCUGGAAUCACGUUGUUCAAAAGGGAAGGACUGUAAGACUGGAAAUUUUCAACACGGGGCCUCGUGGUUUUGGCCUUCGAUCACCCGACUUUCUACACCGUGGCCAAUUCAUCGAUCUCUACCUCGGAGAGGUGAUCACUAAGGCUGAAGCCGACGAGCGUGAGAAUCUUACCGAUGGAUCACACAGCCAAUCAUAUCUUUUUUCUCUGGAUUGGAAUGUGAAGGACGAUGAUGAUGAAGAAGCCAACAUGAAAGUGAUUGAUGGCCGCAAAUUCGGCUCCGCAACACGAUUCAUGAACCAUUCUUGCAACCCCAAUUGCAAGAUCAUCCCUGUUUCCACCACCAACCAUGCCGAUGAAUACCUUUAUAAUCUCGCUUUCUUCGCCUACCGUGACAUAUCUCCUGGUACCGAACUGACAUUCGAUUACAACCAAGGCGAGGAGAAUACCACGCCCCAGAAGAUCGACCCUGAUGCAGUCCCCUGUCUGUGCGGUGAAACUAAAUGCCGCGGACAGUUGUGGCCAAAUAAGCGUAAGGGCCAGGGAUCAAAACCCUAA
Molecule: messenger RNA, 1509 nt
Organism: Penicillium paradoxum
Lineage: Eukaryota; Fungi; Ascomycota; Eurotiomycetes; Eurotiales; Aspergillaceae
Gene: clrD
Exons: 3
Coding region: 1-1509 (502 amino acids)
Cellular component (GO): nucleus
Molecular function (GO): zinc ion binding; protein binding; histone methyltransferase activity
Source: RefSeq, a predicted model, not a curated record